Molecule: messenger RNA, 1942 nt
Organism: Paralichthys olivaceus (Japanese flounder)
Lineage: Eukaryota; Metazoa; Chordata; Actinopteri; Pleuronectiformes; Paralichthyidae
Product: protein eva-1 homolog C
Molecular function (GO): carbohydrate binding
Source: RefSeq, a predicted model, not a curated record
UGGUCGCCAUCUCCCAGGCAGUCAAUUGCACAACAACACAUUACAACAAACGUCAGGGGGUCUGUCAUGCAGGAUACGCACGAUGACAGUACCAUGGAGUUUCUGCUGGUCUUUCAGUUUCCUACAUCUCCUCCUGACCCUGAGUGCACAGACCGCACACGCAGCUCCUGACUUCUCUCAAUAUCUUCACACCAUCCUGAAGAACCACACGGCUCAUGCAUGUGAAGGGAGCACACUCGUCAUCGACUGUCCCUCCAGGACGUCUGUGGCCGUCCUGUCAGCUUUCUAUGGACGACGAGUGCCUUAUCGGCAUUUAUGUCCCUCUACGAACACAAACACGAGUGUGGACGAGGACACAGCGUGCACUUCACCGGUUGCUAUAGAUAAAGUGCUGUCAGAGUGUCAGGAUCGACGCUCCUGUCACAUCCCUGUCUUCAGUGCAGUGUUUGGACAAGACCCCUGUCCACUCACCAGCAAGUAUCUCCUCGUCUCCUACAAGUGCAGACCAGAGCACCAUCGCACAAGGCUUGUGUGUGAAAACGAGCGUCUGAGGCUGAUGUGUAAAAAUGAGACCGUCCUCGCCAUCUACUCGGCCUCUUUUGGACACCUGCUGCACGGAAGUCCCUACUGUCCUCAGGAACCUGGAUCACACAAAGACAUGGAGUGUCUGUCAGCGCUGGCUCUGAGGAAGGUGUCCCGCAAGUGUCACGGUAGAGCAAACUGUUCACUCCUGGCCGAUACUCAAACCUUUGGGGAUCCGUGUUUUCCCGGCACCAGGAAGCACCUGCGGGUGUCCUUCACUUGUGUUCCUCAGUAUCUUCUGGAAGACGUGGGUCGAGGGUCCACAGAUCCUUUCUUGAUUUCAGACUACACACACGGUGGAUGGUACACUGGCCCCAUCUACAGGCCUCAAAACGUGAUCUUUACCAACUCUCUGGAGAUCAUUGAAAAAAUCUUGGAUCUACCAGAGAAAGUGGCUCUGUACUUUGUCUCCGGUAUCUGUGCUGGUCUGGUUUUCCUGCUCUGCCUGUUUGGUGUCCGCUCCACACUAGUCAGAGAUGUGAAGGACCUGGUCUCUGACCUGAAGGACGAGCUGAAAGUGUCUCGCAGACAGCGCAGCGAGCUCAUGGAGGACCUCUACGACGAGGAGAUCUCAGACACAUCGUCCUUCUGUCGACUCACAAAGUCCUAUCGCACGGCGGACAUCUUCAGCCCCUCCACGCUGACGGUAGAGAUGGUUGAUCGUGGGGUGGAACGGAUGAGGGAUCUGCCCAACGGAGACAUUUGGCCACGUGGAGACUCCAGCCCUUACGCCAUUCACAAGAUUCAAACUGACGACAACUGACAGAAGUCAUGAAGCUUUAUUUUUAAAUUAACCUGACUAUGCAUCCUUAACUAAUGCAGACAUUUAAUCAAUGUGCUCUGUUACUACAUAGUUAAUCAUUAUGACAAUUAACAUCAAUUGAUUUGUUUUUAUUUCAAAUGCAAUUUUAUUUUAUAAAAUAGAUCGAAUGUUGGAGGCACUGUAUCCUCUUAUUAGGUGCAUCUGUGCUGCAAACCAGUAUAACUGUUCUCUUGUUUCAUAAAGGUGUUAAUGAAACUGCUUGUUUUAGCAUUGAGCUCAUCCUGUACUGGAAAUGGAAAUGACAACAAUUCAGAAAACCUCUCACCAUAACAUGGUCCAGUAAAAGGCCAUCUGUAACUAUAUGACCUAUAUUUAAUAUAUAUAAUUGAAUUUUCACAUUUGUGACAGUAUCACCAAAAACUGAAGAUAUUGUGCUUUUAAAGAGGAAUAGUAUGGCAGUGAUGUUGUAUUGCACUUAAUUGUAAAUGUAUACCUAAUAAAGUGGUCACAGUUUAUUGCUAUGUAACUUAUAAAGUCGUAUAAGUACAAUGAAGAAACUUUUAAUGUUUGUUACUUGUAAGCUUUAUUAAUUAAAAG